AUAAAUAAAUUAAUUCAAAAUAACACACUUUAAGACUCUAAAACUUACAUUUAAAGCUAUGAUAACUUCAUUUAAUUCAUUAUUUCUAUAUUCCACUACAAAUCUUUACCGUUUAAUCGUUCUAAGUGCAUAAAACUGAACCGCCUACGAGUUAUUUUUGUGUUCAAAUUCCCUAUUUCUUAUGUAAACAGUGAUGGAAAACUGUUAUCAACCGUCGCCGCACAGUUCCCAGGAUUACUAUCCGCACUACAACCUGUUCCAGAGCUCGAUAUUUUACGAUACAGACAACUUUCGUGUGCCGUGUCUUUUGGAGGAGUCUGUGGCCUCGGAGAGCUCUGAGAACGAGGAACGGAGCGCGGAACCCCCGGAUAAGCCCCCGGAGGCUCCGGUGAAGGCCAAACGGGUGGUGGCUAAGGAGGAGCUGUAUCGAGACCCGGAAUCAUUCGGGAAGGGUGAAGUACAAUCAAACAUCAACGGUCCCGUAGAGCCUCCGAACUCGCUGCCCCAUCCGUGGGGUUACGACUGGACGAAGCAGAGCUGGGUGAAGGAGGGUGCUCCCGUAUCCGACACGGCUAGAGAUGAGCGGGCCACACCGGAGCAUCAGCCCGCAGCUCCGAGGGUUAACAACAGCAAGGCAGAAAGCAUGAUGCAUAAGAUGGGUUGGCAGGGCGGAGCGCUCGGCAAAACUGGGGAUGGAAUCACGGAGCCCAUCACACCUAAAGCUAUCCAUGCGUUCCGUCCAUCUCCCGGCCCCGGGCGGCCAGGCAAGAAGGCAAAGACUCCGAACAAGGCGACCCCGGGCAAGAAACACCCCGCCAUGAGGGACUCCUUCCGGACUAAUAUACUCAUGCUUAUACUGGAGUUUGUUCAGGACGAUACUGAGACGGAGCUCCUAUUCGACACAUCUCUCCGUCAACACGAGCGCCGCUACAUCACGAACAUAAUCCACUCCGUGGUGAACGACGAGACGCUUCACUCGCUGUCCUCGACAGCUCAGUACGAACUGGCCCAGGACAUACAUAGGAGGAAUAAAUACUUGCUGGAGUGCGCUCAGGGGGAUAAUCACCAACUAGGCAUCUACAAAGAGGCCCCAGAAGACGUAUACCUCGUCACCCCGGACGAUUUCUCCACCAAAGACGACUCAGACAAAAACGUAGCUAUCGAAAACGGCACUAACGAUAAAAUCAACGGAGAUAUGGACGACGAUGAAAAUCCAUUUUUGAAAAGCAUAAAGAAAAGUAUAAAAAAGGAUGAUGAACCGAAGUUAACUAAUAAGUUUGAGACGGACUGUGUUAUAGCGAAGGACAGUGAGCCUAAAGUGGACAGUAAGAGCGAUGUUCCGGUUACAGAGGUUGAUAAGAUGUUGGAAUUCUUUUUGGAGUUCGCCGAGACGGAUAGUUAUAAGGAGAUGCGAUUCUUAGGCACAUUCACUGAUCCCCAAUCGUCAGCCAUCAACGGCAUACUCACGGACGUGUCUUCCUGGGCGCUCGGCAGUUUCCAUGGCAACGAGCUAGUCGCGAGGGCGCUAAGGAACGCUACGCUUAAGAUACGGGACGGGGCCAAUGGAACACCUGAGAUCCACAAGGUACCAGCCAGCCCCGGUAGAAAUCUGGGGAAAACCUAGAUAUAAGGUGGGCCAAUACAAUACGAAUAAUUUCUUACAUAGAACGGGUAUUCAACCUUCAAACAGGACUUACAAAAACUCAAAGCAUUAUUAAUAAGAACUUAAUGUAACUUUUGUUAAGAAAAUGUGCCGGAAUUUAUGUAGUCACAGUAUGUGUCACUGUACGGAUUACGGUUCGUUACAACCAAAUUUUAUAAUACCAUUUUCCUAAAACGUCGCGAUGCCAGAACAGAUUAGUCUCAUAGUGUCUAAUUGAAAAGACUUAAACCUACUUCUCAAAUUACCGUAUUUCCAAAAUGUCUAUGAGUCAAAUUAACUUAAAACCAAAACUUCACUUUCUCAAAAUGCCUAAAAUCCAUGAAAACUGUAUUUUUAAAGUUUUUCAUAAAUAGUUAGCUUUAUUAACUAAAGUUAUCAAUAAAACACAGUGCAAGGAAAAUAAUGCACACUGUAAAUAAAAUUGUUGGUAUUCUGAGAAAGUGUCAUUUUGAAUUUUGGUUAUUAUUUCGUAUAUUUGAUGUAACAGACCAAUGUCAUUUUGGCAUGAAAAUUGGUAUUUCUGUAAUUUUAGACAGUUUACUACUAAUCCGUUUUAACAUUGCGAUAUUCUAAGAACAUGGUAUUAUAAAAUUUGGUUGUAACGAACCGUAAUCACUGUACGGUCAUCUAAUAAGGCUGUCUAAGUCGCCUUACAUUUUAAUUCUUUGGUUUUUGUCUUUUUAUUAAAUGGCUUUUAAGAAAUGGUCGACGGUGUAACGUGUAACCCUAAACAUACUCUAAUUUUAAUUGAAUAUCUACUUUAUUUAAAGAAAUGGGUUUUGUGAAAACGUUUUAAAAGAUCUAAUAGUCGACCUUUUCUUGACCACUUUUUUGUCUCUUGAGUAAAGAACAUAUAUUUCUUUCAUUGCUAUAAAUCAUAUUAGAUGAGUUUUGUGCGUACUUCAUUA
Messenger RNA from Leguminivora glycinivorella, 2571 nucleotides. RefSeq lists its product as uncharacterized. The record is from RefSeq and is a predicted model, not a curated record. The transcript has 8 exons. Lineage: Eukaryota; Metazoa; Arthropoda; Insecta; Lepidoptera; Tortricidae. Gene Ontology annotation, molecular function: nucleic acid binding. The coding region runs from base 194 to 1624 and encodes 476 amino acids.